AGUGACCGUUCUUGGUGGCAGGACUUCCACUGUCAAGAAUGUUACCGCGCCGCUCUGUGUAACAGUGCACCUUGGACCGCGAACUCGGUCGAAGCUACGUUCCAGCGAGUCUCCGCGAGUUUCCGUUUGUUACGCAUCGGCGGUGCACGUUGAUCUUAUGUGACAAGGAACAUCGAAACCGUUCGACGACGGUUCGCAAACGUUUACAUGGUGCUGUAUCUAAGUCUUAUUCUCGCCUUUGGUACCCUGCACUGCGCCAAUGGCCAGGGCCUCGAAGUCGCCUUUCAGUGGAAAUACUUGGACUGGACCUGGCCGAACAUUCCCUUAACUGGAAAAAACUUCACGUUGGGCAAUGCGUUCACCCAGGACGUAGACAUUGAUCGGACUGGCCGCAUAUUUGUGACCAGUCCACAAUGGUUGGAUGGUGUGCCAAUCACAUUGUCUUUGGUGUCGACUGUGGAAGGACCUGGUGGCCCAUUGCUGAUACCAUAUCCGGACUGGUCCUGGUUCACGCCGGACAACUGCAACAGCUUGAUAUCAGUUUAUAGGUUGGCGAUAGACGAAUGCAAUCGCCUGUGGGUCGUGGAUACGGGCCGUAUAAGCGGCAAGGCUGUUUGCCAGACGAAAAUCCUAAUCUUCGAUCUUGCGACCGAUCAGCUGAUCCAUAAAUACGUUGUACCGGAUGACCAAGUAUUGUACGGGAAGGCGGCAUUAGUUACACCGAUCGUCGAUGUCGGAAAAACGUGUCUCGAUACUUAUCUGUACGUGGCGGACGUGGAUCAAAAUGGUCUACUGAUUUAUGACUUGUAUCGCGGCCACUCGUGGCGGGUAAACAAUACUCACGGCAACGCUUUCGGGCCGGACGACGAUGCCAUGAACAUCACGAUCGCCGGCGAAUUUUUCGACUUAACUGAUGGCACUCUUGGAAUGUCACUGUCACCGUAUGGAUUCUACAAUGAAAGGUACCUGUACUUCAACUCUUUGGCUAGCUAUCUGCAAAAGUUCACGGACACUACUUCGUUAAAGUCAAGUAAAUACAACGAGCCGAUAGUGUACGAAUCGAAUUAUAAAAGAGCGAGCCAGGCAGGUGUCCAAGCAACGUCUCGGAGGGGCGUAAUAUUUUUCCAAUUAGCUCAGCUAACAGCGAUCGCUUGUUGGAACAUCGAGAAGCCGUUCGCGCCAGAAAAUGUAGUGAUACUCGCUCAGGACGAGGAAAAGUUGCAGUACGUCAGCGGUAUCAAAGUAAUUGUGAACGACCGUGGCGAGGAGGAACUGUGGUUCAACACGAACAGAUUGCAAAAAACCAUAAACAUGACACUGAAACCCAGUGAAACGAAUUUCCGUUUAAUCAGAGGCAAGGUAGACGACAUUAUUAGAGGCACGAAUUGCGAGCCAACAGGUAGAAGAAGUUUCAGCCCGGAUACCACAUUCUGGCACAGGAUUUGAGUCAGAUACUCUAAUCAAAUACUCCUCGACAGUUCCUUCACACAAACACGCGCAUACGCGCACACACACAUACACCUUCGGAAAAUACAGGAAUUCCUAAACGCUCAGAGUCAAACGUCAUUUAGUAUGAAAAGAUUUUAUUGAUUCAACGUAACGAACCAUUUAAUUAUAAAUAGUAAACCAAAAUAAGUUAUACCUCUCCGUCUGCACGCUAAUGUAAUAAACUGUUUAUAAUUCUUUUUACAUGUCUUGCGAUAAAUACACUCUGCGAGACAGUCGUCGUAAAUAUUACCUGAUUUUAGUUUAUUUGAAAGGUUCCCUUUAUACUAAAACUCUUGCCGUACCCUGACGAGUCUGUUCUUUUUAGACGGAACAAGAUUCUGUUCUCCUGUCAUCAUUAUUUGUCACAGGAUAAUUAUAAACAUCCUUUUCAUUGUAUGAGAUCGUUACAAUCAAAAAUGCAAGGGUUUAGUCUAAUACAAUUGGUACAAGAAA
Messenger RNA from Megalopta genalis, 1941 nucleotides. Its product is annotated as major royal jelly protein 9. Gene Ontology annotation, cellular component: extracellular region. Lineage: Eukaryota; Metazoa; Arthropoda; Insecta; Hymenoptera; Halictidae. The record is from RefSeq and is a predicted model, not a curated record.